Molecule: messenger RNA, 836 nt
Organism: Phalaenopsis equestris
Lineage: Eukaryota; Viridiplantae; Streptophyta; Magnoliopsida; Asparagales; Orchidaceae
Product: protein LAZY 1-like
Exons: 3
Coding region: 60-836 (258 amino acids)
Biological process (GO): gravitropism; regulation of auxin polar transport
Source: RefSeq, a predicted model, not a curated record
CCUCACUUAAGUGUGGCUCGCUUUCUUCUUCUGUGCUUGGCUAAUAGAAUAAUAAAAAUAUGAAGCUUCUGGGUUGGAUGCACCGCAAGUUUUGGCAGAACAAUGGCGAUACUGGCAGAGACCUCGCCACUGUGUCCUACUGCUUACACUGCAUCUCCGGCAUGCCCUCCCCGGAGCACCUCCUCCCCAAUCCACCGCCACCAGUUCACCGGAAAGAUUUACUCCCGGCUGAAACAGAAUCACCUGAAUUAAACGCCUCCAUUCUCCUUGACGGCUUGCUCCACAUCGGAACCUUCGGCUCCCCGAUCCUAUUCCGCGAAAACGGAACACCUGCAAUCACAGCGAACGAAAUAGCAGGGAAGGAAACCGAGAUGCCAACGGAGAGCGAACUGAUAGCAAUAUCAGUGGAACUUGGGAAGGUGAUUGCCGAAGAGUCAGAAAAUGAGAAGAAAUCCGGCGAAAGGGUUUCGUCGGCGAGGCCAAGCUAUGCUGGUCCCUGCGGCGGGAAGGUAUCGGAUGUUUGCCCUCUGCAGGAUUUUCUGUUCGGGUCAACUGUUGAGGCGGUUGAGAAGAGGCGGCGGGGUUCGUUGGGAGAAUUGUUUAUGAGAAGCAGAGCGGCGGAGGAAGGUGGCGGCGGCGGGGCGAAGAGGAAAGGGAUUUUGAUUGCGGAUGAAGAAGCGGUGAAGUUGACGCCGGAGAGGGAGAAGAUGAGCGUGGAGACGAAGGGUAUGCUCAAGUUUGGUGGUGAGCCUAUUGGCAACGGCGGCUCUUGUGGAACGGAGACGAUUCAAAAUGUAAGUACUGCAAUUUUGUUCAUGGGACACGUGCACGACUGA